Messenger RNA from Thunnus maccoyii (southern bluefin tuna), 5436 nucleotides. It is a transcript of the gene tdrd6b, whose product is annotated as tudor domain-containing 6. Gene Ontology annotation, biological process: spermatogenesis. The transcript has 4 exons. The record is from RefSeq and is a predicted model, not a curated record. Bases 110 to 5272 code for a protein of 1720 amino acids. Lineage: Eukaryota; Metazoa; Chordata; Actinopteri; Scombriformes; Scombridae.
ACCUUUAAAAACACGUGUGAGUACCCGCCCCUCAUCUCCUGCCAUUGAACCACAACAUGAGAUGUGUCGCCUGUGUCAAACACGGUAUAUUUGAGCUCUGAGCUUCACAAUGUGUUCGAUUCCUGGGCUUCCAACACCAGGAUCAGAUGUACCUGUUCUCAUCACAAGGGUAAACCUAAACCCCAAUUGUGGUCUUGUAGAACUAUGGGUUAACAUGGAUGAUGGAAGGAAGCAUGUUUAUGAGAAAAUGAGAGAGGAAAUUCAGAUUCCUAAGAGGAAGUUUUGUGGAUCAGAAGGAAAACCAGGGGACCUUUGUCUAGUCUGCAUCAGUGACACCUGGCAUAGAGCUCGAAUUGUAUCAAUUCAAAGUGAAACCUCCAAUGUUUUUCUAAUUGACCAGGGACAGCCCCAUAUUGCCACAAGUGAAGCUUUAGCAAGGGGCCAGAGUGACAGUUUUCUCCUUCCUCCUGAAAUUGAAUCAUGCAUACUCGCAAAUGUCAUCUCCCUUGAGAAUAACUGGCCUGAAAGAGCCACAAAGUUUUUGAAGUCUCUGCCUGGCAAGAAGUUUAAGGGGCUGGUUCAACAUGUGCUGAUGCCAGACAGGACAAUUCUCCUUGAUAUACCAGUUAUUUCCAAGCACAUGUGUAAACUUGGAGUUGCAAAGAAGAUCCCAGUGGGCGAGUUUAAAUGCCUUGUACUUAAAUGUCUACAUUUACCUAAAGGAGAUGCUUCUGAGGCCUACCGUAUAACACAGGAACAGAAUCUGAAUGUUAGUUGCCAACUUGAGAAACAUGACCAAUACUUUUACCCAGAACUCUUAACUGACACAUUUGAAACUGUUAAUGUGACAGAGGUAAUUGAUCCACAGAACAUUUUUUGCAAACUUCUGAUUUUUUCCAAGGCAGUUAAAAUAUUAUCAGAACAGGUCCACCAACACUAUGAAGAAACUUCAGAUUUUGGAGAGGCACAACCACAGACCAGCGGGGAUCCAUGUGCUGCUAAAGGAGUAAACGGCAGAUGGCAUCGCUCGUUACUAAAGCAGAACAUUGUGACUAGCGAUGGUUCUGUAGAAGUCUUGCAUGUGGAUGAAGGAAAAACUGAAUUUGUCCCAGUUGGAGACAUCAGACCACUGCAUGGAAAAUUCCUGAGAAUGCCAGUGGUCACAUAUCUCUGUUCUCUAGAUGGAGUAAACGAUAAUGGCACAAGAUGGACUACAAACCAGACUGAGUACCUGAAAUCACUACUGCUGAAUGAGACGGUUGUGGCUGGGUUUAACCACCACAAAAUACCUCAUGAUGUCUAUUAUGUCACUCUCUAUACAGCUAAUGCUGCAUGCAUAAACAAUUGCUUUUUAGAGAAGGCAGGAUUUUUUCCACCUUGUAAGACUGAACAAGAUUCAAAUGUCCAGAAUGACCCCAUUGCAUCAUCAUUUCUCAGUUCACUUGGGGAUGAACAGUGUGUGGAUUCCCAGGACAAAGUCAGCUUAAAUGUUGAUGCUUUAGAGGAAACCUUGCCAAGUACCAAGAACCCACCAGUUAAUCGCAGGGCAGAUGAGAUACAGACUUCUGGCCCCAAUGUUCAUCCUAUCAAAUAUAUCUCUGAACAUUCAGACCCUCUAAUACACAACAAUGGGCAUCUUUCAACAUGUUGCUCCUCUGAGGUGCAAGAUGCUCAUCAUGACGAUGUGUUUACUGUAGGAAAUUCUGUCAAUGUAAAAGUAUCUUGCAUUGAAAGUCUACAAAAGUUCCGGUGUCAAGCAACUGAAAAUGAUGACUCUCUUAGUCUCCUUAUGGAUUACCUGCAAACCCAUUAUGCCUCUGCCCACCCUCAGCCACUUGUUGAGUCCAUCUUCGUCACCCAUAAUCCAGAAAACGGCAUGUGGUAUAGAGCAAAGAUCAUUGCAAGUCACCACUCCCCAGUAGUAGAUGUGAAAUUUAUAGAUUAUGGUCAAACUCAAAAGGUCCCUCUGCGAGAUGUGUUCCCUAUUGACCCAGCUUUCUUAGGCGGAGUCGAUGGGGCUUUUCAGUGUUGCCUAUUCAAUCUGAAGAAUCCCACUAAUUCCAAUGCUGUCACUUGGACUGAUGCUGCGCUAGAGUUUCAGAAGUUUGUGGAUUCAGGUGCCUCUUCAAACAUUGGAUUGAAAAGUAUUGUAAAGGCUAGAACAUCUGAUGAAGAAAGCCUGUCGGUUAAUGUUGUAGAUAUUGAAACAUCUUCUCAGAGUGCUUGCAAACAGCUGGCUCAGAAAUGUGCACAGGCUGACAGUAAAGUCCUUCCUCUGGUCCCAUCAGAUGCAUAUAAUUACUCCACACACAAUAUUGAGGUGGGUGAAAAAGAAAAAGUGUGGGUUACCUCUUCAGAGAAUGUAAAUCACUUCUACUGCCAGCUAGACAGGAACUCUCAUUUAUUUGACAAAGUGAUGGAAAAUGUUAAGCAACUAAUUUGCCAGCCACAGUGCACAGAUCGCCUAAUUGAACUCAACAGUGUUUGCUUUGCUAGGUACACUGAUAAUCAGUGGUACAGAGGUCAAGUGGUAGAAAUGUCACCAAAACUUAAAGUGCAUUUUGUGGACUAUGGGGAUACCCUUGCAGUGAAUGAAUCUGAUAUUUGCGCCUUCCCCUCUGAUGCAAGUAUUGCCAUGUCUGUUCCCGUGCAGGCUGUUCCACUUGGACUGUUUGAUGUCCCAGCCGAAGUACCACAGGAAAUCAACCAGUGGUUUGCAGAUAAUGCCAUUGGCCAUAAUUUUACCAUUUCAGUAGUGGCAAAGGGGGCAAGAGGGAAGCUAAUCGUUGAACUUUUUGAUGGUUCCUUGAAUGUAAAUGGGAAGGUCAGAGAGAGCAUAGCAAAGAUAAAACAACAAAAGAUGAAUGGCCUAGUUCAGCAGACUGACCAGCAGUGCCCUAACAGCUCAAAACAGGCUAGUGUAUCAGAUGUUGACUGUUUAACUGAAGAGUUCAUGAAUAUGUCACCAUUAAGGGAGAUGACAGAAAAAAGUAAAGGCCACAACAGCAAUGGAAUUUGUGCCAGAGAUGAGCUAAAGAUUCAUCCACAUUCCACAACUCUUGUCUCCGUACCAGAGGUUGAACAUGAAAAGACUUUGGAUGAAGGAAGAAAAUCAACUUUGGAUGUAAUUCUUAAGGACAAAGAAACAGUGGUGGCAGAGACGUUCAUACAAGGUGGCAACACUGACUCAGAAAUGACACAUCUUUCCCUUCCUUUGUACCCUAAGGGAAUUGAGAACAUAUACAUGUACAAGAGGCCAAACGUUUCUCAAAACAAGACAGAGGAGGUAUACGCUUCUUGCAUUGUUGGACCCAAUUACUUCUGGUGUCAGCGUGCCAACACUGAGAACCUGGACAUAGUGUCAAGACUUGCUCAGGAGGUAGGACAGGCACAACAGGGCACAAUGUUCCCCAAGACUUUGGAUCCUGGUUGUCCAUGCCUUGCUCUCUUUUCCAGUGACAACCAGUGGUAUCGAGCUCAAGUCAUUCGCAGAAAUGACGAUAAAUUCAAGGUUGUGUUUGUUGACUAUGGAAAUGAGUCUGAAGUUGAUAUUAAGGAUGUGAGAACAAUGCCUCAGAGUCUGCUGGAGCAGGCUCCUCAGGCUUUUUUGUGCUCUUUGAAUGGAUUUGAUGAGUCCAAGGGCUACUGGGAUGACAAAGUUUAUGAUGACUUCUACAAUUUCCUGGUUGAUAAGCCACUCAGAGUGACAGUGUUUAAUAUGGAGGACCAAUCAGAGAUUGGAGUUCCUCAAUAUGCAGUGAAAACUGAGUGGGAAGAUGUGGUUGUGAAUAGCGUGAUGCAGAAAUACUGGAAACCAUUUUCCACAGAACAUGGUAAGAAUGAAAUUGUUCAAACAGCCACCUUCCUCCAAGGUAUUCAAACUGAGUCCAACAUGACACGCCUUAAAGAAAAUGUGAAUACUUCUUUAUACAAGAAGCCAAACAUUUCCAAAAACAAAACAGAGGAGGUAUAUGCCUCUUGUAUUGUGGAACCCUGUUUCUUCUGGUGUCAGUACGCCAACACAGAGGAUCUUGGCAAAGUGGCAAGGCUUGCGCAGGAAGCAGGACAGGCAGAGCAGGACAUGAUGUUCCCAGAAACUCUUUGUCCUGGCAGUCCAUGCCUUGCUCUGUUUUCCAGUGACAACCAGUGGUAUCGAGCUCAAGUCAUUCGCAGAAAUGAAGAUAAAGUCAAGGUUGUGUUUAUUGACUAUGGAAAUGAGUCAGAUGUUGACAUCAAGAAUGUGAGAUCAGUGCCUCAGAGUCUGCUGGAGCAGGCUCCUCAGGCCUUUUUGUGCUCCUUGAAUGGAUUUGAAGAGUCCAAGGGCUCCUGGGAUGACAAAGUUUAUGAUUACUUCUAUAGUCUUCUGGUUGAUAAACCACUAAAAGUGUCAGUGUUCAACAUGGAAGAUCAUUCAGAAAUUGCAGUUCCUCAGUAUGCAGUGGAAAUUGAGUGCGAGGGAGUGAUUGUAAAUACAGCAAUGCAGGUAUACCAGAAACCAGUCACCAAAGAAUGUGUUAUGACAGAAAGCCCUGAAACAGAAACUUUCCUCCAAGAUGAUCAAACUGAGUCCAACAUGACACACAAUGUUUCCAAAGUAAAUGUGAAUACUUGCAUGUACAAGAAGCCAAAUAUUUCCAAGAACAAGAUGGAGAUGGUAUACGCCUCUUGUAUUGUGGAACCCCAUUUCUUCUGGUGUCAGUACGCCAACACAGAGGAUCUUGGCAAAGUGGCAAGGCUUGUGCAGGAAGCAGGACAGGCAGAACAGGACAUGAUGUUCCCAGAGACUCUUGGCCCUGGCAGUCCAUGCCUUGCUCUGUUUUCCAGUGACAACCAGUGGUAUCGAGCUCAAGUCAUUUGCCGAAAUGACGAUAAAUUCAAUGUUGUGUUUAUUGACUACGGAAAUGAGUCAGACGUUGACAUCAAGAAUGUGAGAUUAGUGCCUCAGAGUCUGCUGGAGCAGGCUCCUCAGGCCUUUUUGUGCUCCUUGAAUGGAUUUGAAGAGUCCAAGGGCUCCUGGGAUGACAAAGUUUAUGAUGACUUCUACAAUCUUCUGGUUGACAAACCACUAAAGGUGUCGGUGUUCAACAUGGAAGAUCAUUCAGAGAUUGCAGUUCCUCAGUAUGCAGUGGAAAUUGAGUGCGAGGGUGUGGUUGUGAGUACAGUGAUGGAGAAAUACUGGAAAGGAUUUGCCACAGACUAUGCCUUGGCAGAAAGUCUGGAUACAGUUGACCAGGAUGAAAUCAGGACCAUGGAUGAAAGUGUUGGGGUUUAAAUUCAUCAAAAAGCCAUCGACUGAAUGGACUGGAUCCAUAUAAACUGCUGUGGAGAAAACAUGUUGUGACAGUACAGUCAGACUUUUUUUAAACAGACUAUAGUAUGUUUGUUGUUUUACCAUGUCUCCUUGUAUUAAUAAACGUACUUGUGUGGAUAAAUGAA